UCAAAACACAGGCUUCAAUGGCUUUGUACGAACUUUGAUUUCGAUUUCGAGCUCCAAAUCACACAAUCUCUCGCAAUUUUCCAAUUAAAACCCACAAUCUGUAGAUUCUUUAAUGCUUCGUAACACCUCUUAUAGAAAGAUUCAUCAUUGUCGUGAUUCAAGUUUUUCCUUUUUGCAGGUGCAUUGUCUUGUCAUUUUCCUCAGAACAUCGAAAUUGGCCUUUAUGUACUGUGCUGCUCCAAUUUUGUCAUGCACCACGGCAUUUUUUUGGUUUGUAACAAAGAGGAUGAGCAGAAGCUGAUGCAAUGGCAAUGUCUAGCAAGUUUGAUCUGUCUUCUGGUAGCCCAGAUAGGCCAUUAUACACCAGUGGACAGCGUGGAUCCCACUUAGCUGCUCAACUGGACAGAUCAGGCAGCUUUCGUGAGAGCAUGGAGAAUCCAAUCCUAGCUUCUCUUCCAAACAUGUCAAGAGGCAGUUCUGCAGUAACACAAGGAGAUGUGUCAAGUUUCUUCCGAUGCUUGCUUUUUGAUCCAAAGGAUGUUGUUGCAGAUCAUAAGUCUAAUCGUCAAGGAGACUUUAGACGACACAUGAAUAUUGCUCUUGGUGUUCCAGUAGAUGAUUCUCCAAAUGGUUUGUCAAAAGGCAAGCUUCUGCCGUGUCCUGUACCGGAGGAAAUUAAAAGAGCCAAGGCUGGUCUGCGUGAAAACUCUGUCAAGGCCAGGGAACGCAUGAAACUUUUCAAUGAAGCCUUAUCUGUUUUUAACAAGUGUUUUCCAAGCAUACCCUCAAAGAAGAGGUCACGAUCAGAAAGUUUUGCUAAUGAGCAGCGCAGUGCCUUGUUAUCAAGUGAGAGGUCUGUCCUGGGACCAAACCUUAGUAAGAUGGGGAUUCCUAGUCAUGCCAUACCUGGUGGCUUUGAACUAGAGCAGCAAAAGUCAGAAGAGCGAACAAAAACUGCUGUUCCAAAUAAGCGGACUCGAACUUCUAUGGUGGAUGUGAGGGGGAUGGAUGUUCGGAGUAAUGCUGUUGUCAGACCGCCUGGUUCUGUAGAUAGGGAUAGGGAAAUGCUAAGACUUGCAAAUAGUGGUGGGGUUCAGGGUGAGGAUCGGACUUUAUCUAUUGGUGUUGAUGCUUGGGAAAAAUCAAGAACGAAGAAGAAGCGUUCUGGAAUAAAGCCAGAAGCAUCUCAAAGUUUUGUGUCACCUAAACCUACUGAUGGUUAUCGGGAACCUAAACAGGGGAUGCAGCAAAGACCCGUUACUGAUGCCCGAUCAAGGAUAAAUGACUCACAUGGCUUCAGGCCAGGAGUUGCUAAUGGAGCUGUUGGAAUUGGAAAAUCAGAUGGUAUCUCACAACAGACUGGCUUGGGUGUGCGUACAUCCAUCCCUAGGACUGAACUGGAUAACAACUCCAUUCUCAAUGAAAGGAGAGACCGUUCUAUAGGUUCAGAUAAAGAAAGGGUGAAUCUCAGAGCUGUCAAUAAGAUGAAUGCUCGGGAUGAAUUUAAAUCAGCUAGUCCUACUUCAAACACCAAAAUGAAUGCAUCUGUUCGAGCUCCGCGAUCAGGUUCAGUUGCUGCACCACCCAAGUUGUCCCCAGGUUUCCAUAGAGCAACUGCUCCUAAUGACUGGGAACUUUCUCAUUGUACAAACAAGCCACCUGCGGUUGUUGGUACUAACAAUCGCAAGCGCACAGCAUCAGCUAGAUCUUCAUCACCAGUUGCUCAUUGGGCUGGCCAGAGGCCGCAGAAGAACUCCCGUACAGCAAGAAGGACAAAUUUGCUUCCUAUUGUUUCUAAUAACGAAAAAACUCCUGCUUUGGAUGCUUCAUCUGAUGUAGCAGGUAAUGAAGUUGGAAUGGGAUUUGUUAAACGCUUGUCUGGCAACUCUCCUCAGCAAGUUAAAUUGAAAGGUGAUCCCUUGUCUUCAUCGGCAUUAUCUGAAAGUGAAGAAUCGGGGGUUGCUGACAUUAAACCUAAAGACAAGGUCAGAAAGUUUGAUGAGGUAGAUGAGAAAGCUGGGCAAAAUGUUCAAAAGAAGUCCACUUUAAUUCUGCCAUCCAGAAAGAAUAAGCUGGUUUCUGGGGAAGAUCUUGGAGACGGUGUACGGAGGCAGGGGCGAACCGGGCGGGGUUUUACAUCUACAAGGUCUCUCACGCCAAUGAUGGUUGGGAAGCUGGGUCAUGUAGGAACUGCAAAACAGCUUAGAAGUGCCAGACUUGGAUUUGAUAAGACUGAAAGCAAGGCAGGUCGUCCCCCAAGUAGGAAAUUGUCUGACCGCAAGGCUUAUAAACGUCAAAAGCAUACAAUGACCAGUACAGCAGCUGAUUUUCUUGUUGGUUCAGACGAUGGUCAUGAAGAGCUACAGGCUGCUGCAAAGGCUGUUAUUAAUUCUGCACAUGCUCUUUCCAGCUCAUUUUGGAGGCAGAUGGAGCCACUCUUUGGUUUUGUAUCUGAUGGAGAAAUUGUUUACUUAAAGCAACAGGGAAAUCUUGAAUCUGCCACACCAACACCAAAACUGUUUCCUUCUAACACAGGUGGUUGCACUUCUGUACCUAAUGGAUAUGGGUUGGCAGAACAGGAGAGAGAGGUUGGGCUUGAAACAGGGAGAGGUGAUCUCCUUAUGGAACAGUUAGUAACUGGUGCAAGAGAUCAUGCUUCGAUCCCGCUUUACCAGAGGCUCAUAGCUGCUUUAGUUAUAGAGGAAGAUUAUAGCAGUGAGAAUGAGGACCUCCAAAUUGAUGCAUAUGGAGUUGGAUUUGAGCUAGAUGGAGAGAUGGAACCUAAUCUUUUGGAUCAUCUAUUGAACUUUCAGUCUGAGCAUACUGGUUUUAAUGGUUAUAGGAUAACUGGAAAAAGAAAUAUUGAUGAUGAGCCAGAAAUUGAUAUAUUGGGAAUUUCAAAUUCUGGGAUUAACUCAAACUUUGGUCAGUCCCUAAGUGGUGUACUUCCUGAUCAAGCAUUGAUACCUGGCAUGACCUUUUCAGAAUUUCAGUAUGAUAGUAUGCAGAUGAAUGAGAAACUUCUUCUGGAAGCUAGGAGUGUUGGUAUUUUCCCAGAAUCGCUGACUGACAUAGUACAGUUAGAAGAUGAAGGAAUCAGUGAUGAAAUCAAAAAAUUAGCAAAGAGGCACCACGAACAGGUAUCCAAGAAGCAAGGGUUGCUUGAUAAACUCUUGAAGUCUGCCUCAGAAGUGAAAGAACUUCAAGAAAAGGAGUUUGAACAAAGUGCCCUUGACAAACUCGUUGCAAUGGCAUAUGAGAAGUAUAUGACUUGUUGGGGUCCUAAUGCCACUGGUGGUAAGAGUUCCAGUAACAAAAUGGCCAAGCAAACUGCGCUAGCAUUUGUAAAACGAACAUUAGACAGAUGUCAUAAAUAUGAAGAUACGGGUAAGAGCUGCUUUAGUGAACAGUUAUUUAAGGAUAUGUUUCUUUCUGGGUAUUCCCACCUAAAUGGUGGACAGCCCAUAAAUGCUCCCACAGAUGGUGAAUCUGCGAGAUCAUUUGCCAAUACCUCUGGCCAUUCUCUGGAAGUUAGAGUUUCAGCAUCCAUGGGCUCACAGCCAAGUCCUUCAACAUCACAGUUGGGUCAGAAUGGGGAUAGUUCUGAUAUGCUUCCAGCAAUAAAUCGCUCAUCUGAACAAAGUACUGGUAAAGAAGAUACAUGGUCAAACAGGGUGAAGAAAAGGGAGUUGUUGCUUGAUGAUGUGGUUGGUACUAUUGGUACCACAAGUGCCCCAUCAAGCAUUGGAACUUCCCUAUUAAGCAGUACAAAGGGAAAGAGAAGUGAAAGAGACAGAGAUGGAAAGGGACAUAGCAGAGAAGUUUUAUCUAGAAAUGGAACUAAUAAAAUUGGUAGGCCAGCAUUAUCAAAUGCUAAGGGGGAAAGGAAAUCUAAAACAAAGCCUAAGCAGAAAAUUACUCAACUAUCUGUUUCUGUAAAUGGCCUUCUUGGAAAGAUGUCAGAGCAACCCAAACCAACAGCAUCCGUGUCAAAGUCAAGUGAAAUGGCUACCAACAGUAAUGCCAAAGUAAAAGAAGAGUUUAACUUGGAUGUAUUGGAUGGUUCUGAGCCUAUUGACUUCUCACAGAUAUCAUUAGAUGUCUUAGGUGAUUCUGAUGAUCAUGCUCAGGAUCUUGGUUCAUGGUUGAACAUUGAGGAUGAUGCAUUACAAGAUCAUGACUUCAUGGGCCUUGAAAUUCCAAUGGAUGACCUUUCAGACUUAAAUAUGAUGGUUUGAAGUUACGCUUUUUGUAUAGUCUUGUUCAUUAUACUAUUGACAAAUCAAACAUAAUUGCUGUUGUCAAGAAAUGACCAGUUACGUGGACGGUCAUUCAGCUAUCCAGUCCACAAUUAGGUUAUAUAGAUUCUUUUGUAGACCCCUCCACAAGUUGAUUUUCGAGUGAUCCUUUUUGAGAUUUUGGAUUUUGCUCCUGUAUUAAGUUGGCAACUUCGACUGUAAAGAUCUGCUGUUCCAAGGUGCAAAUUAGCAUGCCCUAGCAUUAUGUCUUAGCCAACUCUGUAUCCUGGCUGUAGCUUUUACCAAUCAGAGAACAAUGAUGUUUCUUGUAUAUACAUUUAUAUUUUCAAUAAAAUUAUCUUUUUAUUCAGUGUA
Pistacia vera is the source of this 4613-nucleotide messenger RNA. RefSeq lists its product as uncharacterized. The coding region runs from base 306 to 4238 and encodes 1310 amino acids. The transcript has 15 exons. The record is from RefSeq and is a predicted model, not a curated record. Lineage: Eukaryota; Viridiplantae; Streptophyta; Magnoliopsida; Sapindales; Anacardiaceae.